This is a messenger RNA of Lolium perenne, 756 nucleotides long. RefSeq lists its product as uncharacterized. Gene Ontology annotation, molecular function: nucleic acid binding. Lineage: Eukaryota; Viridiplantae; Streptophyta; Magnoliopsida; Poales; Poaceae. The record is from RefSeq and is a predicted model, not a curated record. Gene Ontology annotation, biological process: DNA integration.
AUGCAGGGCUCGGCGCUGAAAACCAUACCCCUCACCUGGCCGUUCGCCGUCCGGGGCAUGGAUAUGGUGGGGAAAUUCAAGACAGCCCCCGGCGGGUACACUCACCUCCUCGUCGCCGUGGACAAAUUCACCAUAUGGGUGGAGGCAAAACCCAUCAAGAAGUGCGACGACAAUACAGCCACCAAGUUCUUACGAGAAUUGAUCUACCACUACGGCUACCCUCAUAGCAUCAUCACGGACAACGGCACCAACUUCGCCAAAGGGGAAAUGGCCGACUUCUACGAAGAAAAAGGCAUCCGACUCGACCUCGCGUCAGUCGCACACCCCGAGUCAAACGGGUCGACUGGCUUCACGCCCUUCUUCCUGGUGUACAGCGCCGAAGCUGUCAUGCCCACCGACUACGCCGAAGAAGAGAAUGAGCGCGCUCGGAAAGAUGACGUCGACCUCCUCGACGAGGCACGAGACCUCGCACUCUCCAGGACGGCCAUUUACCAGCAAUGCCUUCGCCGCUACCACAGUCGCCGCGUCCGCGGUCGCUCCUUCCAAGAAGGCGACCUCGUCCUUCGGUUAAUCCAGGACAAGAAAGGCAUGCACAAGCUUUCCCCCCCUUGGGAAGGACCGUUCGCCGUCAGCCGUGCACUCGGCAAUGACGCCUACUACCUCACCGACGUUCGCAAAGAUGACAAAGGCGAGCCACUCACUAGGGAAGUCGAGCGCCCCUGGAACAUCAACCUCCUCCGUCGGUUCUACACUUAG